AACGCGAUCGCUGUUAAGUAGACCUGUUGUGGAGCGGGAGCGAUAUAUUGUAAUAUAACACGCGAUUACAAUAAAAGUACACUGUGAAAAGUAUGUUUUAGUGCCUUUCUACACUUUAAAUCGGAUUAUUAUUCUCGUGUUAUAAACAUUGUGCAUAGUGAAAGUGUAAAAUUAACCUAAACAAAAUGAGUGCCAAAAGAGUGAUUGAAUCAACGAAGGUUCCCGUGCAGGAGAGCGCAGAUUCUGGUUAUUUGUCUGGUCCAAUUAGCGGAGGAUUGGAUUCAGAGGCCUUGUCAGGUCCUAUUUCUGAAGAACUCAGUCGUCCCGAAGAUGUGUCGAGUCCCCAGUCGUCGAGACUGUUGAGUUCAGACAAAACGGAAAUGGAUUCUGGUGUUUUGACGGAGGGGCCUUGUGAAGAUUUUAGCAGCACGGAGUUAGAGGAUAAAGUUGUGGAACUACAGGCGGAAAUGAAAAAAUGCGACAUUGAUGGUCCACCUGAAGUCAACGUUAGCCCUGCCUCGAUACCAGAACACUUGCAGAUACCCCUUGCUAACAUUUUCCAGCAGGAUGCGGAUGGUGACAAUGUAUUGCACAUCACAGCUGUUCACGGCUGCAAAGUGAGAACAGCACUCCUUAUCAGGCUGUGCCCUCACCCAUCAUGGCUCGACAUCACAAAUGACUAUGGCCACACAGCGCUACACCUAGCCAUCAUGAGUGGACAUGCCAUAAUCGCCAGAAUGCUCGUCAAAGCGGGUGCUUCCUUCGCCAUCAGAGAUCACAUGGGGGAGACUCCACUACACACGGCAGUGAAAGCUGGCAAGCGAGACUGCUUACUGGCGCUCUUAGACCCUGUGCCCAACCGCAAAGAUCAGAAGGCUGUAUUGAACCAAAAAAAUUAUCAUGGCCAAGCUUGCGUGCACAUCGCAGCCAAAAAGGGAGAUAUAGAAAUGCUGCACACCCUCGUCCUCUACGGUGCCGACAUCAACGCCAAGGACGGCAGCUCAGGCUGGACGCCCCUGCACUACGCGGCGCGCGCCGGCAACCACUCCGUGUCGCAGUACCUGCUCGAGCGCUGUCCCAAAGUGUGGAAGUACGUCUCCGACUACGCCGGACGCACGCCCAUGCGUCUGUCGCGUCGCACCGGCGUACAUAACUACUUCAUUAACACGUACAAGCAUGAUGAUGACGAGGACUACACGAGUGAUGAGGACGAUGGUGACGACUUCUUGGAGAUGCACAAGUCGCAGCCGGUGGCGGUAUGACGUCAUUAAGUAAACAACAUUGAACGCGACCGAGCACUUACGUUAUUGUUACGUUAGACUGAAGGGGUGGCCCGUUCACGACAACGCCCAAGCGUGCAAUCUAAACGUUCGUUAAUUGUGUUUCCACUUGAAGGAUACUCUUAUUGAAGCCCGAAGACUGUUUUCUUAUCAAUCUAUGCCGAGUAUUGAGGCUCUAGAUUUAAUGCUCAGCUAUCCCGAG
Messenger RNA from Cydia amplana, 1482 nucleotides. It is a transcript of the gene cact, whose product is annotated as NF-kappa-B inhibitor cactus. The record is from RefSeq and is a predicted model, not a curated record. The coding region runs from base 186 to 1262 and encodes 358 amino acids. Gene Ontology annotation, cellular component: cytosol. Lineage: Eukaryota; Metazoa; Arthropoda; Insecta; Lepidoptera; Tortricidae. Gene Ontology annotation, biological process: cellular response to tumor necrosis factor. Gene Ontology annotation, molecular function: NF-kappaB binding. The transcript has 5 exons.